Molecule: messenger RNA, 1026 nt
Organism: Camelina sativa (false flax)
Lineage: Eukaryota; Viridiplantae; Streptophyta; Magnoliopsida; Brassicales; Brassicaceae
Product: CASP-like protein 5B1
Cellular component (GO): membrane
Source: RefSeq, a predicted model, not a curated record
GGGAUAUUCGUACAGUGAGGGAGAGGAAUGUCUCUGAGUGGACACGUGCUAAAAGGUCAAAAAAGAGGAAGAGAAAGAACAAAUAUAGCGCUCUCUCUCUCUCUCUCUCUCUAUCCGGCGUCAGGAUUACGUCACUUUCCGUCACCUGUCUCUUCUUCAAACUUCAAUAUGAUUUCGUUGGCUUGAAGUUAAGGGUCACAUAACAUAAGUGCUCCUCCAAAAAAGCAGACUUAAAUUCAAUUGUGAUAUCCCUCAAAGUUGUCAUCUUUUAAAUGUUUAGUUUUCUGGUGAGCGAUGCUCUAAACUACCCAUUCCGUUGGGUUGUAUGAUCUUAUAUUGAAAAUUCGGAAUCUGAGGUUUUUUCUUUUGGGGGUUUUGUGAAAUUUCAUGAUUGAAUCAUGACUUUUGGAUUUUUGUGGUUUGAUGUUGUUGUGUAAAGUAGCCAUCUUUGAACAGAGUUAGAAAGUCUAGGUUUUUUUUUGUGUGUUUCUUGUGUUUUGGCCGCCCUGAUCAAUGAAGAGGAUAAUUGGGAGUCCUGGAACUAUGAGUGGGUUCAUACUGAGAUUAGGGCAAUGUGCUACUGCUGCUGCUUCCAUCGGUGUUAUGGUUUCUUCUUACGGCUUCUCUAAUUACACUGCUUUCUGUUUCUUAGUUGCAUCAAUGGGUCUUCAAUUGGUUUGGAGCUUUGGACUUGCAUGUCUUGACGUGUAUGCAAUAAGGAGAAAAAGUGAUUUACGAAGCCCCGUCUUACUGAGCCUAUUCACUGUUGGUGAUUGGGUCACUGCACUACUCGCUCUUGCAGCUGCGUGUUCCUCUGCAGGAGUUACGGUUUUAUUCACAAAAGACACUGAGUUUUGCAGUCAGCAACCAGCUCUCUCUUGCAAUAGGUUUCAGAUUUCUGUCGGUUUAUCUUUCUUUAACUGGGUUUUGGCUGCUAUAUCGUCUCAUGCAAUGUUUUGGAUCUUGAUAUGACAUUGUACAAAUCCAUCUUCCUGAUUUUACAAAAAAAUCCAUAUCUUCUUUGAA